CCUGCAUGGAAAAUUUGAAAUUCUUAGUGUGAGCUGAUAACGUGGAGAAUGUUGAGUCUCAAAGGAACCAGUGUUAAUAUAUUGACAAAGGAUGUAAACAUAGGCUCAAUAAUUUCUUCCCUCAGGAGCCUGGUCAAACUUUGAUGCUAAAUGAGCCUUGUUUUCCAAGCUUCUAAACAAGUUGCUGAGAUCCAUGGAGAAUAAGAUAAAUUCACAAUAUUAGCCCGCUGAUAAUUUGGAGACAUAAAGUUGAUGCAUUUGCCUUGCCCCAAAGACAUUUUAUGCAAAUCCACAAGCAAGGAAUAUUGGCUUCUCCAUUUUCAGAGGCUUUGUCUCCUUCAGGAAAGUGAAAGGAAAACACUUAGGUGUCUAGCGGUAGUGAGGUCUCCAGGCAGAAGGAAGGUGGGCAGCUGAGUCUUUCUGUUCUCAUGUUUUCAUUCUCACAGCUGCAGCAGUAAAGAGGUGUGGGGAGACCACCUGUCCUUCCUGAACAAUUUAUUGUGAUUUUGAGGUAAGACCGGAUGAAGGGAAUGGGUAGGAGAUGUUCAGGACGAUAGGGGAAUUCAAAUUCCUCCAGUUACUAUGUGUGUGAUCUUGGACAAGUUACUUAACCUCUCUGAGCCUUUUUACCUCUUAGCACUUUCAUUAAGCCAGGUACUGAGUUUCUGAAAGGUAAAAGGGAGAAAGUGGGUUGAACAGUGCGUGCAGUGGGUAUCAUAGUGACUUUACUGUCUCAGAGCCUCAAGAAUUUUCAUAGGAAGUGGUCCUACGUCCAACUGUUGCCUCCUUUGUUCUCUGUCUGUAUGGCCUUGACCAGCCUAUUCAUCUCUUCAAGAUACUGCUUUCACAUGUGACCAUCACUUCAUCCUGGUUUGUGUCAGCCCAGGGGAGGUUAGGAGUUAUGGGUGAGAUCUGAAAACAUGGAAGAAAAGGACAAAUGAGAAAAGAAAAGUUAAAGGUGGAGAAUCCUUGCCCUGGCUCUUCUUCCAGGGUGCUGUCACUACAGCCAGACUCAAGCUCCCGUAGAACAAAGCCUUAUUCUAGAAACAAAGGAUCUGAAUCCUCUCCUGAUGUGACCCCCCCUUUUCUUUUCUCACAGAUCACACCCUGGCAGGUAAUGGCUAUGGAAAAUGACUCUUCAGUGACAGAGUUCAUCCUGGUAGGAUUUACAGACCGACCUCAGCUCCAGUUACCCCUUUUCUUUCUCUUUUUACUGAACUAUGUGGUCACUAUGGUAGGAAAUUUGAGCCUAGUUAAUCUAAUAUGCCUGAAUUCUCACCUGCACACUCCCAUGUACUUUUUCAUCUUCAACUUAUCCUUCAUAGAUUUCUGCUACUCUUUGGUCAUUACCCCUAAAAUGCUGAUGAGCUUUGUCUCAGAGAAGAACAUCAUUUCCUUUACAGAAUGCAUGACUCAGCUGUUUUUCUUCUGUUUCUUUGUGCAUUCUGAGUGCUAUGUGUUGACAGCCAUGGCCUAUGAUCGCUAUGUGGCCAUCCGUAAACCUCUGGUGUACACGGUCACCAUGUCCCCUCAGGUCUGUUCUCUGCUGAUGUUUGGUUCUUACGUGAUGGGGUUUGCUGGUGCCAUGAUCCACACAGGGGACAUGGUCAGAUUGUCCUUUUGUGAUUCUAACAUCAUCAACCAUUACAUGUGUGACAUCUUCCCCCUCCUCCAGCUCUCCUGCAGUGGCACCUAUGCCAGUGAGUUGCUGAAUUCCAUUAUUGUGAGCACAGUUGUCAUAAUAUCCGGCUUUAUUAUUUUCAUUUCUUAUGCUUUGGUCCUGUCCAAUGUCCUCCAUGUCUCAUCAGCUCAGGGUUGGCCCAAAGCCUUCAGCACCUGUGGCUCCCACAUAGUAACUGUGGGUCUGUUCUAUGGGUCUGGGUUGUUCACACAUCUCAAGACCUCUCCUUCUGAUUCUGUGGACCAGGGGAAGUUCUUCUCAGUAUUUUACACCAAUGUAAUACCCAUGUUGAACCCCCUCAUCUAUAGUCUAAGGAACAAGGAUGUCAAAUGUGCUCUGAAAAAAACCCUGAAGAGAAUUGCAAACUAAGAAGAAUCAAUGUUUCUGAGUUGUUGGUGUGUGUUGU
Messenger RNA from Acinonyx jubatus (cheetah), 2087 nucleotides. RefSeq names its product olfactory receptor 143-like. Bases 938 to 2050 code for a protein of 370 amino acids. The transcript has a single exon. Gene Ontology annotation, molecular function: olfactory receptor activity; odorant binding; G protein-coupled receptor activity. Gene Ontology annotation, cellular component: membrane. Gene Ontology annotation, biological process: G protein-coupled receptor signaling pathway; sensory perception of smell. Lineage: Eukaryota; Metazoa; Chordata; Mammalia; Carnivora; Felidae. The record is from RefSeq and is a predicted model, not a curated record.